AUGGCAAUGGGAGACAGUGAGCAGGAGGCCAUUGAUGAGCUGAUUGCUUCACUUCCCCAAGAGAAAGUUCUUAAUCUUCCUCCUUGCUGCCUUUUUCAAAACUUUUGCUACCCGAUCUUCGUGCUUCCUAAAUUAGUCGCGUGCCAAAGGCACUUCAAGGCCAAAGACAAGGACAUUGUUGUAGCCUCUACCCCCAAAUCGGGGACCACCUGGCUAAUGGCCAUAGCAUUCUCCAUUGUCAAUCGCUCCCGCUUCGACGUCUCAAACACACCAUUGCUCACUUCAAGCCCCCAUGAACUCGUCCCUCGCUUCGAGUUCGACUUGUUCGGGCAUAACCCGAGAGUCAAUCUUGAUGACAUGGAGGAGCCGAGGCUUUUCGCUACACACGUAGCUUAUCCAAGCUUGCCGAGUGCGUCAAGCGUCGACUGCCGGAUCAUUUACAUCGUCGAAGUCCGUUGGACACCGUGGUUUCCUCUUGGUACUUCUCCCUCGAGAUGGCGCGAUCAGCAGAGUGGCCAGAGUGGUCUUUGGAAGAGCAUUUCGAGAGCUAUUGCCAAGGAGAGCUUGGAGAGACCACACAAGGUGUUGUUCCUCAAGUAUGAGGACUUGAAGGAAGAUAUUGAAGGACAGAUGAAGAAGGUGGCCCAAUUUGUGGGGGGCCCCUUCACUGAGGAGGAAGAGGAGGGAGGUGUGAUUGAAGAGAUAGCCAAAAUGUGCAGCUUGAAGACCCUCCAGAACCUGGAGGUCAAUAAAUCCGGCAAAUUACCUGCUGGUGCUCGGGCAGAGGCGCAGGUAGAGGUGCUGGGUCGUGGCUGCAGCAGGCGUUGGUUCUGUGUCGUGGCCGCUGGCGUCGGGGCCGGCUGCAAGAGCAACGGUGGACGCGCGAGGCAAGGCGCGGGAUCUGCAAGUUGCAGCCAAGGUGGAGGCGCAAUGGCGAAGCGACGAGGCAGCAGCGGCGGGCGUUGGCGCUGGGUUGCAGCUGCUAGCGUCAGCGACUAA
Molecule: messenger RNA, 999 nt
Organism: Eucalyptus grandis
Lineage: Eukaryota; Viridiplantae; Streptophyta; Magnoliopsida; Myrtales; Myrtaceae
Product: cytosolic sulfotransferase 14
Exons: 3
Coding region: 1-999 (332 amino acids)
Biological process (GO): sulfation
Cellular component (GO): cytoplasm
Molecular function (GO): sulfotransferase activity
Source: RefSeq, a predicted model, not a curated record